Molecule: messenger RNA, 793 nt
Organism: Girardinichthys multiradiatus
Lineage: Eukaryota; Metazoa; Chordata; Actinopteri; Cyprinodontiformes; Goodeidae
Product: gastrula zinc finger protein XlCGF49.1-like
Exons: 1
Coding region: 32-793 (253 amino acids)
Biological process (GO): regulation of transcription by RNA polymerase II
Molecular function (GO): RNA polymerase II cis-regulatory region sequence-specific DNA binding; DNA-binding transcription factor activity
Source: RefSeq, a predicted model, not a curated record
GUGAGUGAGAGUAAAUAUAGAGCAGUAUAAGAUGCAAAAUAGUUUAAAGCAGACAGUGGUGUCAGAGUUGGGUGUAAACUGUUGCACUACCAGCUCUGGUAAAAAGCCUUUCAGUUGCCAGUUCUGUGGUAAACGGUUUCUCUACAAGCAGUCGUUUAAGAAUUAUCUGAGGACCCACACUGAGGAGAAACCGUUUGAAUGUGAUUAUUGCGGUAAAAGAUUUAGCAAGCGAGGAAUUCUUUUACAGCACAUGAGAGUUCACACUGGAGAGAAACCUUAUGGUUGCAAUCAGUGUGGUAGAAGAUUCAGCGAUCAGGGAAAUUUUUCAAAACACAUAAAAGUCCACACAGGAGAGAAACCAUUUAGCUGUGAUGAUUGUGGCAAACGGUUUACCCGAAACUCACUUCUCACAGUUCACAGGAGAGUCCACACUGGAGAGAAACUGUUCAGCUGUGAUGACUGUGGCAAAGGUUUCAGUGAGCAUGGAAACCUUAAAAAACACAUGAAAGUCCACACAGGAGAGAAACCUUUCAGCUGUAAGGAAUGUGGUCAGCGAUUUGCCCAGAGCACACUUCUAAAGACUCACAUGAGAGUCCACACAGGAGAGAAGCCUUUUAGCUGUGCUGAUUGUGGUAAGCAAUUUAGCGAGCAGGGGAAUCUUUCAAAACACAGAUUAGUUCACACUGGGGAGAAGCCGUACAGCUGUGACAGCUGUGGCAAAAGAUUUAAUCAGAUGAUGCAUCUUAAGGGACACAUGAAAGUCCACAGCAAUGAAAAUCUGUUUCCCUGUUGA